This is a messenger RNA of Topomyia yanbarensis, 813 nucleotides long. RefSeq lists its product as uncharacterized. Bases 1 to 813 code for a protein of 270 amino acids. The record is from RefSeq and is a predicted model, not a curated record. Gene Ontology annotation, molecular function: nucleic acid binding. The transcript has a single exon. NCBI's taxonomy places the organism in Eukaryota, Metazoa, Arthropoda, Insecta, Diptera, Culicidae. Gene Ontology annotation, biological process: DNA integration.
AUGUGGGGAUACCCGUCAGUCAUACAGAGCGACAAUGGACCUCCAUUCCAGAGUUCUGGAUUCGUCACAUACUGGGAAGAUAGAGGUGUUAAGGUACAAAAAUCUGUACCACUCAGUCCUCAGAGCAACGGAGCCAUGGAAAGACAAAAUUCAGGUAUCAUCAAAUCCUUGUCUGCGUCGAAAUUGGAAGGAUCAAACUGGCCCCUAGCAUUGCAGCAAUACGUGCACCGGCAUAACACACUAAUUCCGCAUUCCCGACUACUGGUUACCCCUUUUGAACUUAUGGUUGGAUGGAAGUACAAUGGGAAUUUUCCUGGUCUUACGAAAUCAUUUAAUUGCUGCGAUUCCAGCAAACUUGAUCGCACAACUAUUUAUGAGCGGGAUACCGAAACGAAGCUUGCAUCCAAGCAAUAUGCUGACCGGGUGCGCGGCGCUAAGGAUAGCAAAAUAGACAUUGGCGAUACCGUUUUACUGGUGCACAAGAAAAAGAAUAAAACGGACCCCACCUUUUCAUCGGAACGGUUUGAAGUUGUAGCCAGGGAUGGAGCAAAGGUCGUGCUAAUGAGCAGAUCGGGAAUUCAGUAUGCUAGGAACGUACAAGAUGUAAAACUAGCACCAACUCCGGUUUCGAACCAAUCUGGCGGACUGUCUUAUGAAACAGUUGACUCCGAAAAGCAAGCACAGUAUACACAAGAAGCCACUACUGACGAUUCAGUACCACUUGAAGGAGAGUCCAGGAACCUGCGACAACGGUCCUCUUUGAGACGUCCAGCGAGAUUUGACGAAGAGUACAUUUACCGAGUGUUUUAUUGA